Eucalyptus grandis is the source of this 846-nucleotide messenger RNA. RefSeq lists its product as uncharacterized. NCBI's taxonomy places the organism in Eukaryota, Viridiplantae, Streptophyta, Magnoliopsida, Myrtales, Myrtaceae. The transcript is spliced from 2 exons. Bases 1 to 846 code for a protein of 281 amino acids. The record is from RefSeq and is a predicted model, not a curated record.
AUGCGACUUGUCCAACGGGAAAGGUCCCGUUCAGCUAAGCCUCAGGGCAGGGAUACUUCUAAGAAUUCUUCGGGAAAGUCUUGGGUGGCGGUGGCAAGAACCGUGGCCAAGGGCUAUGAUCUAGUGUAUACUCCAUUGACUAUGGUUAACAAUAGACUUGUGAUUGAGAUCACUAAUCAAGAUUUGGAAGCUGUAGAUCUCAAAAUGUUCGAAUGCUUAAUGGGCUACUUCAUUGGUUGCCGAAUGCCUUUUAAGGUCGUUGAAGAGGCCAUGAAGAAAGCGUGGGGGUCAAAUCUUGCUGAAGUCAUGUCAAAUGGCAAAGGACUCUUUAUGUUUCGCAUUCCUGAUAGGGAGUUCUGUCGAAGUCAAUGGACCCCUGGUCUUGAGCUGAGAAGGGAGACCCACCGCGUGGUCCCUGUUUGGGUCAGACUGUCGAAUAUUCCUUUUUCGUGUUGGUUUGCCCACUUCAUUAGGAGAGUUGCCAGUGCGCUCGGCAAACCCCUUUAUGUUGAUAAGAGAACAGAGCAGGCGAAUAGCCUUACCUUUGCUAGGGUCUACAUCGAAAUUACUGCUGAUCAACAUGAUUGUAAAUUGAUUGAGACAACCCAUAAUGGUAUGAAGUGUGAAAUAAGGGUGGAGUUUGAGUGGCGACCCACUACCUAUGCUGGAUGUGGCAUUUUUGGCCACAAUUGUGCAACGGCUAACAAGCUUGGUAGACCUGGAACAGAGCAUGCUGAUGCUGGUCCUUCUUCAGAGGAGUCUGGCCCUCAGAGUAAGGCCGCAAGUGGAAACACUUCUCAGCAAGCCAUACUAGCUCCUACUUCGGUGGAUGCGUCUGAGGAUUAA